Messenger RNA from Fusarium redolens, 1044 nucleotides. RefSeq names its product Pyruvate/Phosphoenolpyruvate kinase-like domain-containing protein. Gene Ontology annotation, cellular component: cytoplasm. Gene Ontology annotation, molecular function: aldehyde-lyase activity. Lineage: Eukaryota; Fungi; Ascomycota; Sordariomycetes; Hypocreales; Nectriaceae. The coding region runs from base 235 to 1044 and encodes 269 amino acids. The record is from RefSeq and is a predicted model, not a curated record. The transcript has a single exon.
AGCAUGAUAGUCACGGCAUACAAUUGCUAUGUUUUGGAAACUGUAAAUAAUACCUUUUGUUUUUAUUGGAAGAAUUAAUUAAAGAGCGCAAUACUCCAGGCGAUUUAAUCAGGACAUCCGAAUACAUCAUAACGACAACUCACUGUCUUAUCGGCAUCAACAGCCCAUUAUAUUGUCUUUACACUUGCAUAGCCAAAAAGUCAUUCAAUCUCUUUGCGAAACCACUAAGCUACCAUGACUCAGAAGACCUACCCUACGGCCCUCACAACGACCGUUGAGAACCCUCGGUUGAGGUUUCUCAAUAAGAUCAAGGCUGGGGAGUUUCCACUGAUGACCUUUGUUGCAAUCCCCAGUGUGCGCCAAGCUCAGAUCGUUGCUUUGACCGGCCUGGACGGCAUCAUCCUUGACUGUGAGCACGGCCAUAUUGGAGAUGACUCGAUGCACAACUCAGUGGCGGCUAUUUCAGCCCUUGGGGUGUCGCCUAUCAUCCGUAUUCGCGGACCUGCUCACGAUAUCAUCAAGCGAGCACUUGACACCGGUGCACAUGGUAUCAUGGUUCCUCAAAUCAACAAUGCAGACGAGGCAAGGCAAAUCGUUGCUUCUUCCAAGUUCCCGCCUCAGGGCGUUCGAGGCCAGGGCUCUGCAUUCCCUGCUAUUGGCCACGGUCUGACAACACCUGAGUACAUGAAGUCUGCCAACGAGACCAUCAUCACCAUGAUUCAAAUAGAGACUCGCGCUGGUGUCGAGAACGUCGAUGAAAUUGCUGCCACUCCCGGCGUGGACAUGCUGUUCAUUGGCCCCAAUGAUCUUGCUCAGUCACUACUGGGAUAUGUGCCUGCGCGAGGUGACGAGCCUGAAUUUACUGCUGCCAUUGAUAAGAUCAUUAAUGCAGGCCGGCGACAUGGCAAGUGGGUUGGCCGUAUGGUGAACAAUGGCUUGGCAGCAAAGGAGGAGAGGUCGCGUUAUGACACUGUAGCUAUUACAGGAGACACAAAGGCAAUUCAGAACUGGUAUAUAGCUGAGUUUGAUAUUGCUCGGUCUUGA